AUGGAAUUCUUGGCCCAGAAGCCUUUGUACUGCUUCAAUCUGACAUCCAUGCAGGAUUCAGAGAUGAUUCUUGCUGCCACUUUUCACUUCUAUGCUGACAAACGCCUGCGGCACAGGGAAGUGUUUUGUAAGCGGUCCAAGAACUCAUCCUGCCGCCUUCUUCACCUGCCUCCGGUCCUGCGGCUCAACCUCAUUUUCCAAAGUAUUCACCAGAAUUCUGCCUAUGGACUAGUGAAAGAGAACAUCACCGUGUUUCUUCAAAGGCGAGGGGCUUGGCAUGCAAAGGACAUUUCACACAUCAUAAAAGAAUCAAAACGGGCUGGAGAGCUCAUUCUCUGCGCUGAGCUGGAUUCUGGGGAGAAACAGCAGGGCUUCCCUGAACAGGUUGCCAGUCAUUUACCUUAUAUACUAGUUUAUGCCAAUGAUCUUGCAAUCUCUGAACCUAACAGUGUGGCAGUCACCUUACAGCGUUACGAUCCAUUCCCUUCCAAUGAUGGGGACCCAAAUCUAUCCCCUAAUGCUUCUACUGACACCCGAGUGAGGAGGGAUACAUACCUCUCUAGCUCUAUUCAGAACAAUGAGUUGCCAGAAGUAGAUUAUAACAGCAAUAAAUACAACAAACAUGACAUAUGGGAGAAUGCCUACAAGUCCUUGAAACCAAAAGCCUCACGCAAAGACCGAAGGAGGAAAGGGCAAGAAAAUACAGAAACACUUACGAAGUCUCAGGUGCUAAAUUUCGAUGAGAAAACAAUGAAGAAAGCAAGGCGAAAACAAUGGAAUGAGCCAAGGAUUUGCUCAAGAAGAUACAUGAAAGUUGACUUUGCUGAUAUUGGCUGGAAUGAAUGGAUCAUAUCUCCCAAAUCAUUUGAUGCCUACUACUGUGCAGGGGCAUGUGAAUUUCCAAUGCCCAAGAUUGUCCGGCCAUCAAAUCAUGCUACAAUCCAGAGCAUUGUAAAAGCAGUAGGAAUCAUUCCUGGCAUCCCAGAACCCUGUUGUGUUCCUGACAAAAUGAGCUCACUCAGUGUCCUGUUCUUAGAUGAGAACAAAAACGUUGUUUUAAAGGUAUAUCCCAAUAUGUCGGUUGAAACUUGUGCCUGCCGAUAA
Messenger RNA from Egretta garzetta (little egret), 1104 nucleotides. RefSeq names its product growth differentiation factor 10 (gene GDF10). Gene Ontology annotation, molecular function: growth factor activity; cytokine activity. The record is from RefSeq and is a predicted model, not a curated record. Bases 1 to 1104 code for a protein of 367 amino acids. Gene Ontology annotation, biological process: BMP signaling pathway; osteoblast differentiation; SMAD protein signal transduction. Lineage: Eukaryota; Metazoa; Chordata; Aves; Pelecaniformes; Ardeidae. Gene Ontology annotation, cellular component: extracellular region. The transcript is spliced from 3 exons.